Didymosphaeria variabile is the source of this 3252-nucleotide messenger RNA. It is a transcript of the gene MET10, whose product is annotated as sulfite reductase [NADPH] flavoprotein component. Gene Ontology annotation, cellular component: cytosol. The record is from RefSeq and is a predicted model, not a curated record. Gene Ontology annotation, molecular function: FMN binding; flavin adenine dinucleotide binding; sulfite reductase (NADPH) activity. Lineage: Eukaryota; Fungi; Ascomycota; Dothideomycetes; Pleosporales; Didymosphaeriaceae. The coding region runs from base 1 to 3252 and encodes 1083 amino acids. The transcript has a single exon.
AUGCAUUUCCAGCAGACCGAAUCUGCCGGCCCCGGCGCCGAAGCCCAGGCAAAGAGCUUCACUAAGAAGUCGUCAAGCCUGCCUUUUGGCCAGGACCUCCCACUCGAAUCGAUCAGCGGCCCAACAUAUCUCACUGCACAGGCUCUCGUCCAACAGGUUGCCUACACGCUUUCCGACAAGAUAUUCGCAUACUCGGCGGAGGGUUUCGACCUGGAUGUAGCGAUCAAGGCAUGGCAAGAGAACGGCAAUAAGAAUGCGCUCGGUUACCAGACGGGCGUGCAGUCGCUUGAGACGAGGAACGGUGCGGGUUCAAUUGCGCUUGGAUACAUGUUCUCCAAGGAUUUCGACCUAAAGAAGCGACACAUCCCCCAGUCCAUUGUGGCUUCUUCUGCGACUCUCCACUACCUACGCCCUGCGCUUGACCAGCUGGCGCUCCUCUACUCGGUCGCGAACCCUCUUACUGCGCACAUCGCUGCUGUCGACUACACCGCCAACUCCGCUGCCGGCCUUGUCAGCGACUACGUUUCUUCGUUGACCAUCGCGGAGGAUCUGGGUCUUGGUCUUGUGUGCAGCCCGUCUGUCUUUGAGGCACAGCAUAUGUCACUUUUCGCCACUCUGUUGUCGAGCAUUAUCCCAACGAUCCACACCUACGAUGGCAUUAGUGUUGGACGCGAGACCGCACGAUUGGUUGACACUAUGGACCAGAGCAGGCUUUACAACAACUACCAGGCUGUUCUCAAGGCUGUUUCCGAGGUGGACAAGAAGCACUCAGACAAUGCGGGACGUGUCGUGCGUCUCCUCCAAGCUUUCAAUGACGAGCUCGGCGAGGACUACCGCUUGUUCGACUACUACGGCCAUGAGGAGCCGGAGAGUGUCUUGGUCGUUUUCGGUACCGUUGAGGCAUCUCUGACCGCGCAAAUCGCAAAUGCGCUUGCAAAAGACGGCGACAAGCUGGGUGUUAUCAAUGUCCGUGUCUACCGUCCCUUCGUGGAGGAGGCGUUCCUCGAAGUGCUACCGAAGAGCACCAGGAACGUUGCCGUCCUCGGACAAGUCAAGGAUGAGGCCGCCGUUUUUGACCCCGCUGAGAGCUCUCGCCUCUACUCCGACGUGUUCGCAACGAUUCAGUUCGCUUUCGACCGCAACAUUGAAGUCACUGACAUCAAGUACUCCCGCGAGCAGGUUUGGACUCCCAGCAACAUCCUGGAUGUUUUCCAGCAGAUGUACGGGGAGAGAACCGAGUCGGAGGAGGUCCGCUCUUAUGUCGACAUUCUCAACACUGCGGACGUCAAGCAGUACACUUUCUGGGACUUGGACGAGUCACCGGCUGCAGGUGCUCCCGUCGUGCUAGGAAAGCUUCUUUCUUCCGACUCAGCCAAGAACGUAUUCGUGCGCUCUGGUCACGACAACCUUGUCCGUGGCGGCACUAUCCGCACUGACAUCCGCAACGCAGACUACACAAUCGAGGCGCCAUACUCCGUGGAACAGGCUGACGUCACCUUCGUUGGUGAUGAGAGUCUUCUGAAGGAAUUCGACAUUCUGAACAGCGUCAAGGCGGACAGCGCCAUCAUCGUCAAGCUGCCUGGCGUUAAGGAUGAGGAUAUCGAGACGAAGCUCUCCCCUGCUCUACGCAAGGCUCUCGUGGGCAAGGAUGUCGAGCUCUUCGUUCUCGACCCGACCCUCUCUGAGAGCGUGUCGCAGGAUCCUUCCCUCGAAGCAUACCUCGCGCAGCUAGCAUUCCUGAAGGUUGCCCGCGAAGACCUCCUUACAUCCGGCCUUUCCAAGUUGGCUGCUGUUAACGGCAACGAGGAGACUCUCAAGAAGUUGGUUGGCGAGCUUGAGACUGCUCUUCGCGAGAUCGAAUGCCCUGUCUCCUGGUCUACUCCUGAAGAAGAUGUUGAGCCCAUCCAGCUUCCUUCCGACAUCAACGUGAACAGCUUCUCAGCCUACGACCGCACCGAGACCGAGCCGCCAACCUACCUCAAGGACUGGAAGGUCGUGGCCAAGGGACUUGCUUUCAAGGAAGCCUUCGGUGCCGAGUCUGCGCUUCGUCCUGAUUUGGGUGUCAAGACCGGUGUCGUCACUGUUAAGGAGCGCCGUCGUCUCACACCUUCCACUUAUGAUCGAAACAUCUUUCACAUCGAGUUCGAUCUUGGCGACUCUGGCAUCACCUAUGCAAUUGGAGAGGCCCUCGGCAUUCACGCGGAGAAUGACAAGGCCGAGGUUGAGGAAUUCAUUAAAUGGUAUGGCCUCAACCCUGAAGAGGUUGUCGAAGUGCCAUCUCGCGACGACCCCGAUGUUCUAGUCAACCGCACCGUUUACCAGUCGCUCAUUCAGAACGUUGACAUCUUCGGUCGCCCACCCAAGCGCUUCUACGAAGCCCUUGCAGAGUUCGCCGAUGACGCCGAUGAGAAGAGGAAGCUCCUGGCUGUUAUCAGCCCCGAGGGUGCCACCGAGUUCAAGCGUCGCGCUGAGGUGGACACUAUCACCUAUGCCGACAUUCUCCUCGAGUUCAAGUCCGCACACCCUUCAUUCCACGACAUCGUCCGCAUUGUCAGCCCCAUGAAGCGCCGCGAAUACUCCAUUGCUUCAUCCCAGCACGUCACUCCCACCUCCGUGGCCCUCCUCAUCGUCACCGUCAACUGGGUCGACCCCCAGGGCCGCGACCGCUUCGGCCAGGCCACGCGCUACCUCAACGGCCUCAAGAUUGGCUCCGCCGUCACCGUUUCCGUCAAGCCCUCCGUCAUGAAGCUUCCGCCCAAGACCACCGCUCCCCUCAUCAUGGCCGGUCUCGGUACCGGUCUUGCCCCCUUCCGCGCCUUCGUCCAAGAGCGCGCCUACCAGAAGCAACAAGGCCACGAAAUCGGCGAAGUCCUCCUGUACAUGGGCUCGCGCCACCAGCGCGAAGAGUACCUGUACGGCGAAGAAUGGGAGGCGUACCAAGCCGCGGGUAUCAUCACGCUGCUCGGCCGCGCCUUCUCGCGUGACCAGCCGCAAAAGAUCUACAUCCAGGAUCGCAUGCGGCAGAGCUUGGGCGAUAUCAGGCGCUCGUACUUGCGGGACGAAGGUAGCUUCUACCUCUGUGGUCCGACGUGGCCUGUGCCGGAUGUCACGGAGGUGCUGCAGGAGGCCGUGGAGGUGGAGCAUAGGGCGAAGAGUGUGAGAAAUGGGGAGGAGAAGCCCAAGAAGUUGGAUAGCAGGAGGGAGAUUGAGACACUGAAGGAUGAGGGACGGUAUGUGCUUGAGGUUUAUUAA